Hymenoscyphus albidus is the source of this 1394-nucleotide messenger RNA. The record is from the annotation of a GenBank genome assembly. NCBI's taxonomy places the organism in Eukaryota, Fungi, Ascomycota, Leotiomycetes, Helotiales, Helotiaceae.
CAAUGGUCCAAAUUGUAUCUUUUCGUAGUCUUCCCUGUCACAACAACCUCCAAACAAACCUACAAAACUCUCCUCCUAAUUAUUUUAAAUGUUGACCCGUAGCUCUGUACGGUCGGCGCAGGUAUGUUGCUACCCCUCCCAACUGCCAAUGGCACAGUCACGAAGCUAACACCAGCUUUCUUAUCAGAGCCUUCUGCGAUCAGCCCAAGCUCCAUCGCGAUCCUUCGCAACCAUCCAGAGCGAUAUUUUUAAGCCCACAAAAUAUGGUGGAAAGUACACCGUGACUUUGAUUCCUGGAGACGGUAUCGGAGCCGAAGUUGCAGAGUCUGUCAAGACUGUUUUCAAGGCAGAUAAUGUACCAGUGGAGUGGGAGCAAAUCGACGUCUCGGGUCUACAAACCGGCAACAAAGUUACAGACGACCUGUUCCGAGAAUCGAUCGCCUCGCUGAAGAGAAACAAGUUGGGAUUGAAGGGUAUUCUGCACACACCUGUCGAGCGAUCGGGUCACCAAUCGUUCAACGUUGCACUUCGUCAAGAGCUGGACAUCUACGCUUCAGUAGUCUUGAUCAAGAACAUUCCAGGUUACAAGACUCGUCAUGAGAACGUUGAUCUGUGCAUUAUCCGUGAGAACACCGAGGGUGAAUAUUCUGGUCUUGAGCAUCAAUCAGUCUCUGGCGUUGUCGAGUCCCUAAAAAUUAUUACCCGCGCAAAGUCGGAGCGCAUCGCAAAGUUCGCAUUUGCUUUCGCCUUGGCUAACAACCGCAAGAAGGUCACUUGUAUCCACAAGGCCAACAUUAUGAAGCUGGCAGAUGGUCUUUUCCGAAACACCUUCAACACCGUUGCUAAGGACUACCCCACCUUGGAGACCAACGAUAUGAUUGUCGAUAACGCAUCCAUGCAAUGUGUCUCUCGACCACAACAGUUUGAUGUUAUGGUUAUGCCCAACUUGUACGGAGGAAUCUUGUCCAACGUUGGAGCUGCACUUGUUGGUGGUCCAGGUGUUGUUCCUGGUUGCAACAUGGGUCGGGAAGUUGCUGUCUUCGAGCCUGGAUGCCGUCACGUAGGUCUGGAUAUCAAGGGCAAGGACCAAGCCAACCCCACUGCUAUGCUUCUCUCCGGUUCCAUGCUUCUGAGACAUCUUGGAUUGGACGAGCAUGCCAACAGAAUUUCCAAGGCUGUGUACGAUGUGAUUGCUGAGGGGUAAGAACCAUUCUCGAUAUUUCAUAUAUGCAAUAUGCAACAAUGCUGACAUCACACUAGAACUGUUCGAACUGCUGAUAUGGGAGGUGCUAGCAGCACAAACCAAUUCACAAGAGCGAUAUUGGACAAGAUGGAGCUUGCAGGUUAAGUGGAGAAAUGCGAAUUGUAUUAAGGGCAAUAGAGGUCAAUUAGAC